GAUCUAAACAUGCGGCACACUGGCACAGCCGGCACAUUGUCAUGAGGAGGUCUAGGAGGAUUUUAUAGAUUUUGCUCUCAGGUCAACAAAAUUUAAUGCAUAAUUGUGUUACAUUUUUCUAACCUCCGAAUCCAAUUUGACUUCAUAUUUUUAUGCAAUUUUUUUCUUCGGCUGUGUGAAGACAGGCGACAGGCAAAGCAAGCUUAAACAUGCUUCCGUUUUGGAGUACAGUGGCUGAGAAAUUGGAGACGUUAACCAGCAAACCAGAUAAAUUUUUAACAACGCAGCCAAAAAUCGCUGAUGAAAUCAGAGGUCUUGCAAAGGAAAUUUAUGAUUCAGCCUUAGGGUCAGAGAGGGAUAAUAGAACAAAGCAGGCCCUUCCAGAGCUUAUUGUCGAACGGUUUGAUGAUGAGCAAGUCUGGCAGCAACUGGAGUUGCAAAACGUGGAUGUGUAUGACAACGUCAUGUGCAAAGUGUCUCAACUGAUGGCCAAAGCGUCUACUGCAAAAGUUUUGAAGAAAUUUAAGACACUUGAAAAUGUUGAAGCACCAGAAAAUAUGAAUGAAGAGGCAGGAGCAGAAGAAUUUGAAGCAAAGCAGACUGGCACAGAGAUUAUAAAGCAAUCAAAGCCUAAGAAACCCUCAGUUGUUGAUGAUAAGUUUUUUAAACUACAUGAAAUGGAAGAAUUCUUACUCAAUGAAGAAAAAGAUGAUGGUGGAAUGCCCAAAGAAGAUGGUCAUGGCAUGGUAAAUUAUUUUGCCAAUGACACCGGAAGCAACGACGAGGAAGAGACAGAUGAUGCUUUUUACAAAGACUUUUUUGAUGCUCCAGAAGAGGAAAAUCUAGACAAGAUUGAAAGAGCUAGUGUUGGCAGUGAAGAGGAUUUGGAAGAAGAGGAAAGUUUGGAUGAGGGAAGUGAAAACAAAACAGGUGGAAGUGACGGAGAAAUGGGCAGUGAUGAGGGUGGGAUCGAAGAUGAAGGAGAAAGCCCCAGCGAAGAUGAGGCUGCAGAAGUUGUCAUUCCAAACCAAACUAAAAGAAAUAAGAAUCUAUUAAAAUCUGAUGAUGAAGAGAGUGAGGAAUGGGAGGACAAUGGCCCUAAAUCAAAUUUUGAAUUGAGACAGAAAAGGCUGGAAAAGAAAAUUGAUCAAAUUCAUGACGACGCUUUGGGAGAGAAACCCUGGCAAUUACUUGGAGAAAUUUCAGCUAGUACAAGACCUCAGAAUUCUCUUCUCGAAGAAGUUCUUCAAUUUGACAGGACUCAAAGACCGGCGCCUGUUAUCACUGAGGAAACAACCAUGAAAUUAGAAGAUAUAAUCAGACAGAGAAUAAAGGACAAGGCUUGGGAUAACGUAGAAAGAAAAAUCAAACCUGUAGAAGAGCCAACUGAAUACAAAAAGAGGUUAAACCUAGAUCAGGCAAAGAGCAAACUCAGCUUGGCGGAAAUUUACGAACAAGAUUAUUUGAAACAAAAACUCCAAGCAAAUAGAGAUCCAGGAGAAGAGGAGGGAGAUGAAAAAGAAACAUCAGAGCAAACGGAAAUUAAAUCCAUGAUGCACAACUUAUUCAUCAAAUUGGACGCACUUUCAAACUAUCAUUACACUCCAAGACCUGCUGCUCCUGAUGUCAAAGUUGUAUGUAAUCUUCCUGCAAUCACAGUUGAAGAAGUUGCACCAGCGGCAACCAGUGAUGCUGCUCUGUUAGCUCCAGAAGAAAUUAAAGGCAAAGCAAAGGGAAUUCCACUGGGCAAGGAAGAGAGAAAUGCCACGGAUAAGAAGAGGGAGAGACGGAAGAAGAAAGCCAAGCAACGAGCCAAGAAGAAACUUCAGGAUAGCAAAGAAACUCUUGGUGGGGGUGCUAAAGCCGCUGUCACAAAGGCACUUAAAGAGGGAAGAGUGACAAAGUUGGAUGUGACUGACAAAGAGGCAGUGAAAUCAUCUAAGGCGUUCUUCACUAAGCUGCAAGAUGAAGUUUCGAACACAAUUAAUUUGAAAAAGCAAGAGAUAAAAAAAAGGAAAGGAGAAGAGUCUAGAUUGUCGGCUAAGAAGCUGAAACUAUAAUAUUUCGUAAUAUUUCAUAAAAUAAAGUUUCUUUAAAUA
This is a messenger RNA of Neocloeon triangulifer, 2099 nucleotides long. RefSeq names its product U3 small nucleolar ribonucleoprotein protein MPP10. Lineage: Eukaryota; Metazoa; Arthropoda; Insecta; Ephemeroptera; Baetidae. Gene Ontology annotation, cellular component: nucleus; sno(s)RNA-containing ribonucleoprotein complex; Mpp10 complex. The transcript is spliced from 10 exons. Bases 210 to 2060 code for a protein of 616 amino acids. The record is from RefSeq and is a predicted model, not a curated record. Gene Ontology annotation, biological process: rRNA processing.